UCAUUCCAGUCUAGUUACUUGUUUUGUAAACAGCUCGUACGCUUUCACCAGUACUUAAACCAAAAGCCCGAAAAAAUUCCGUGUUCAACAAAAUUGGAAAUCUUUUCUUAAACGGAACUCUUGCCUGAAACUAACUCUUAUCCUCUAAAGAUGUGCUGCCAAGGAGCCUGUGGAUCGGUAUCUUAUGCCCUGGCCUACGGACCCGUUGGUCCCGCUCUGCCGGCCAUGAACUAUGCCAACUGCUGCUGCGGCCCCAAUCCGCCCUGUGGUCCCUGGACAUGUCCGCCCAACAGGUGUUGUUGCGCCGGCGAGUGGGGCUGCUUCGGACCCUUCUACUGAGCACGAGUCCAAGGAGGACUCCCAAGGAGUCGAUCAUGGAGUCCAGGAAACCCGAACAGAAUAGGACGUGGAAUUUUUUUGUGCUUUUGGUUUGAACCUUGUUACCUUCUGUACAGGGUUUUUUUUUAAGCAAGCAAUAAAUUAAUGUAUUAAACAUAAAAAA
This is a messenger RNA of Drosophila rhopaloa, 502 nucleotides long. Its product is annotated as male-specific sperm protein Mst84Dc. The record is from RefSeq and is a predicted model, not a curated record. Bases 151 to 339 code for a protein of 62 amino acids. Lineage: Eukaryota; Metazoa; Arthropoda; Insecta; Diptera; Drosophilidae. The transcript has 2 exons.